Molecule: messenger RNA, 1416 nt
Organism: Striga hermonthica
Lineage: Eukaryota; Viridiplantae; Streptophyta; Magnoliopsida; Lamiales; Orobanchaceae
Source: the annotation of a GenBank genome assembly
AUGCUGGUGAUCGAGAGUAAAGAAGGCGCAAUAGCAUGCAUGAUACUCUCUUUGCUUUUCCUCGGCACGUGGCCUGCCCUUUUAACGCUCUUAGAAAGGCGGGGCCGCUUGCCUCAGCACACUUAUCUCGACUACACGAUCACGAACCUAUUGGCUGCCCUCAUAAUCGCCUUCACGUUCGGCCAGAUUGGUAAAAACUCGAAUGAGAACCCGAAUUUCAUCAAUCAGCUAUCUCAGGAUAAUUGGCCCAGUGUGAUUUUUGCAAUGAUUGGUGGGAUUUUUCUAAGUGUCGGGAAUUUAUCGACACAGUACGCUUGGGCUUUGGUUGGCUUGUCGGUGACGGAGGUCAUCACAUCAAGCAUAACCGUAGUCAUAGGAACAACUAUGAAUUAUUUCUUGGACGACAAAAUCAACCGGGCCGUGAUUCUUUUUCCUGGAGUUGCUUGCUUUCUCAUUGCUGUUUGUUUGGGCUCUGCCGUUCAUUCGUCCAAUGAUGCAGAUAAUAAAGCUAAGCUCGAUGGAAAAAGCGGGACAGAUGUGGAGAAAGAAGGUGGCAGCAUUAAGGACAAGGCGAAAUUCGGAACAGCAGAUUUUCUAGUCGAGCUUGAGAAUAAAAGGGCAAUUAAGGUUUUUGGGAAGAGCACUUUCAUUGGGCUGGGGAUCACUUUCUUUGCCGGGAUAUGUUUUUCUCUAUUUUCGCCGGCUUUCAAUCUUGCUACAAAUGAUCAGUGGGGUACUUUACGAGACAAAGUCCCACACUUGAGCGUGUACGCUGCAUUUUUCUACUUCUCGGUUUCGUGCUUUGUGAUUGCCAUUAUUCUCAACAUAAGCUUCUUGUACCGGCCCGUUUUUCAUCUGCCCAAGUCCUCAAUCAAGGCUUAUCUGUUGGACUGGAACGGUCGGAGCUGGGCCUUACUAGCCGGGCUUCUGUGUGGUUUUGGAAAUGGGCUCCAGUUCAUGGGUGGCCAGGCUGCUGGAUAUGCUGCAGCCGAUGCCGUUCAGGCAUUACCACUUGUGAGCACGUUUUGGGGCAUGUUAUUAUUCGGAGAGUACAGAAGGUCGUCGAGAAGAACGUAUAUGCUGCUCGUGAGCAUGUUGUUGAUGUUUAUAGCUGCAGUUGGUAUCCUCAUGGCCUCGUCAGGCCACCUGGGAGGUUGGUCAUAUGUAUCUAGAGGUCGGGGGAUGAAGCGCCAGUUGGUCGGAAAUUCGCUAAGAAUUAGAAAAUUCUCCAGCCUAUCUUCACUGACGUGGAGGAAGGUGCUAGAUUUACGGGCGACUGAGACCAUAUAUUGGGCAAUACUAGAACAGGCAUCGGGAAGACGUGGUGCAAAAGGAAUUGAGCUAGUUUCUGGUGCGGGCGGGGAAAGAGAGUCGACGUCCUCCUUAGGCUCGUCGACCAGGCGAAGAGGUCGAUAA